Messenger RNA from Monascus purpureus, 1063 nucleotides. Lineage: Eukaryota; Fungi; Ascomycota; Eurotiomycetes; Eurotiales; Aspergillaceae. The record is from the annotation of a GenBank genome assembly.
AUGAUCAUCAACAAGCAACAACGCCUCCAGAGUGGCAGCGGGCCUGCGGAAAUGCAGGAUGAAGGUCAUUCUGACAAUCCAGAGGAUAGUUCAGACAGCGACUUUGAGAGAAUCUGUAAGAACCCGCUCGAGAAAGCUUUCUUUGACAAAAAGCACAUCGAGAAACUGCUAGCAUCCGGUACCUUCGUGAUCAUUCUUCAGACAGUACGGAGCAAAAAUAGUCACUGUCGCGCGUGGAACUGCCCACCAAGGAUAAUAACCGGCAUGCCGAACAUACGGUCAGAUUUUCGGUUCAACCUUAAGGAUUUAUCAGGCCGACAUUAUCAACCCAAUCAAUAUUAUCAUAUCACGUGUAUGGAACAAAUCUUCCUUGACCUUUCUCCGCUAGUGCGUAACGGCCAGCUGAAGAUGGAGGGAGGCAUUACUUCUGUGAACCGGUUUUGUUGGAGUGUAGAACGCUUCCAUAGCGCAAUUGAGGAUUGGUUCGAGUACGCCGGUCGCACAUUUGAUGUGAAAUGCUAUGAGAAUUACAACAAGGCCCAUGAGAAGUGGAGCCGGAAAUCAAGCGUCAUCAUGAUUGACCAUCAACUGAAAAACCAUGAGGGUGAUACCGAAAAUUGCGAACAAUGCGAAAAUAUACCAGAUGAGCCGUGCAAAUGUGAUUACUUCCCCAGAGAACCUCGAGCAUACGCGCUUAGUGAAGUGCUUGCAUCAGUUGCAGGUGUACCACAUGUCGACGGAUUAUUACGGAAAAGUCCCAAGCGGAAGAAAAACCAUCAGAGGCAAGAUCAAGAAAGUCCAAUAGCAGUACAACCAGGAUGUCCUGAGAAACGUGUCAAAGCUGCCUAAACGGUUAUAUACAAGAUUAGAGCGUAUUCGGAGUGAAUUCUAGUCUCAGGGUUGAUGAGCUUGAUGAGACCUAGUGAAUAGCAUUCCUGAAGUCGUCUUUUCCUGACAUCUAUCACCUUCCUUUAAAGCAGUGAAGUGGAUACAAAGGCAAAGGGACUAUUAAUUGUUACAGUUUUCCAUAAACGGAUCUUAAUUCCACUCUUUACCUGGAGCA